AUGAUCAUUAUACAAGUUUUGCCAUUGAUCUUGAUUGGACCACUGAUAUUUCAUGUCAUCAUAGCUAGUUACAUUUCUCCGAUAGCUGAAACACAACAGGGUGCUUAUAUUGGUCGUCAAGUAAUUGUAAAUGGUACGAGUGUCAACUAUUGGUACGGAAUACCUUAUGCACAACAACCAACUGGUGACCUUAGAUGGAAGCCUCCUCGUGCCCUUGGCCUGGCUAAUGACACUAGCGAGGCAUACAUUUCUAAUGCAUGUCCUCAGAAAGAUAGUUUAGGAGUGCUGCACACUGAAUCCUGCCUCACUUUAAAUGUUUAUACUCCUGUGAAUGCAAGUAAUGUGCCAGUAUAUGUUUGGAUUCAUGGAGGUAGUUUUAUCGCUGGAGCUGGUAUACUGUAUAAUGCCACUCCAUUUGUAAGUAUAGGCAUAAGAAAUUUGAUUCCUGUCGUUGUUGUUACGAUUAAUUAUCGACUCGGUCUCCUCGGUUUUUUGGCUGAUGAAGCAUUAUAUGAUGAGCGAUCUGGUAUCGAUAACAGAAGCACCACAGGAAACUAUGGUAUAUUGGAUCAGAUGAUAGCAUUAGACUGGAUAGAAAAAAAUAUUCAAGGUUUUGGUGGUGAUCCAAAGCAAAUAACUAUCGGUGGUGAAAGUGCUGGUGGUAUAAGUGUCACCGCUUUACUUACAUCACCAUUGGUUGUUAAUGGUACUUUUCAAAGAGCCAUUGUAGAGAGUGGUACCAUAUGGCCUAAUUACGCUAUCGCACUAGAAAAUGCAAUAGACAGUCGUGGCAAAGUUUUACGUGCGAUUGUAAAUUGUACUACAUUAGGUUGCCUACGAAAUCUAACAGUAGAUCAAAUACUCAUAGCUCAGGAUACUGUUGCAUCGAAAAGUAUAUCUGGAAUAGUGGCUUCGCCAGUGAUUGAUAAUUAUGUUUUGGAUGAUAUCAUGGAGAAUAGUUAUAUGAAAGGAAACUUUCAAAAAAUUCCCAUACUGGUUGGAUCCAAUGCAAAUGAGACCUCGCUAUUCACGUGUCCGCUUUUUAAUGGAACAGCCAACACUACACAAGUUGAAGCAUUCUUCAAAACAAUAUACAAUGAUAGUAUCAUCAAUGAUCUUGCGAAUACUUAUGGUUCUAUUUUCAGUUGCAACAAUCCAUUAACUUAUCUGAACAUAGUAUAUAGUGAUUCUUGGGCUCAUUGUGGAUCCAGACGUGUCGCCUCUCAUUUUGCUAGUCAUGGAUUACCUUCGUUUUUGUAUACGUAUGAUCAUGUUCUACCGGUUACACCAUCUUGCGUUGGCGUUUUUCAUGUUGCUGAACUUCUUAUGCUCUUUCCGUCUCUUCUUCACUAUAUGUAUCCAAAUUAUAAUUUUACUGACUCAGAGCAACAGCUAUCUACGAAUAUGAUUUUAUAUUGGAUUAAUUUUAUUCGUACUUCGAAUCCUAAUUCUAGUCGCAAUCUCACAGUCUGGGAUAGCUACCGUUCAUCAUGCGACAACGACUUUGUUCUUGACACUAAUCUACGAAUGAGAAAUUAUUAUUAUAAUUUUACUUGUUCGAAUCUAUGGGAUCGAUAUGCUGUCACAAACAAAUCUAGUAUAACACUUUUUGAUUAUUGA
Messenger RNA from Rotaria socialis, 1620 nucleotides. Lineage: Eukaryota; Metazoa; Rotifera; Eurotatoria; Philodinida; Philodinidae. The record is from the annotation of a GenBank genome assembly.